AUGCCACCAACGUUCCAUUACUUCCCCAAAUUGCCGAAAAGCAUCAGAGAGGACAUCUGGGCCUGUGCCAUCCGCCCCAACAAGGCGAGCGCACACCUCUUCACCAUCUAUAACGCCGGCAUCAAAAGGGAACGGUCAUUGAUAUCCCACCACACGCUCAACCCCCGAAGGUCGCGAGGCUUUGCUCUAGCUGCUCCUCCAGCUUCUAUUUCGGACGACGAGGACGAUGAGGAGGAUAAUGGGCAUGAUGAGGACGAUGGGAACAAUGAGAAUGAUCAGGACUAUGAGAGUGCCGAGGACCAUGAGAGUGCUGGGGACGAUGAGAACGAUGGGGGCGAUGGUGAAGAACAUUUACGUUCCAUCUCAUGGGUCCAAGGCAACCGAUCUACGUACUUGAUGGAUGCUGGCCUGUGGGCCGCCUGCAGAGAGUCAAGAGCCACGAUAGCGCGACGGUUCAAAUUAGCCGAAUGGGAGAUGAUGCUCGAGGAAGAUAAAAACUGGGAGGCUGAUGAGGCAGAGCAUGUUGAUGAUAAAGAGGAUCUUCCUGAUGCCCCGACCGCUGCGUGGUUUGUUUUAGAAGGCGAGUCGGUGCGUUGCCUGACGAAUCCACGAACCGAUCUCUUUCUCCUUGAGGCUCUUAACAUCGACACAAUCGACUGGAAACGAAUACCGGGUCUACCCUUAUUCACUUGUAGGAGGCGCUCAGAGUAUCGUGUUAGGCAUAUGGCCCUCAACUGCCCUCUUGUUGCUGGGUGGCAUGACGAUGAGGGCCAGCAGGUGAUCAAGGUAGCCUCCGGCGAACUUUCGUGGUUGGAGAACUUGUGGUUCAUCAAUUAUUUUCUUCGACGAAGGGAAGGGGCUCCGUCUACUAGUACGCGGGAGCGAUACCGGUUUUACGGCAACGGCUGCAUAUUCACCGAAGUACGACACUGCGAUUGGGAUUGGUAUGCUAUGCCCGGCGGGAUAUCCGUUUCCGAAUUCUUGGUCGUGUUGGAAUCCGAAGUGGCCAGCUAUUGUAGCCAAAGGGACGGGGUGAGACGACCCUACCGAGCGGGCGGAUAUGACUAUCGGUAUUUUGGUGAUAGGCCGGAGAUCGGUGUUCUAGCAUACGAACAGCGAGAUGUUUGAGAGGUUGAUGGCUGUGUAUAAUUAUAUACGUUUUUACUCUUUUUUACUCCUGCCGCUGGUUUACCAACAUUUACAUGGCGAUAAGGCUUUGGGACCACUGGCAAAAACAUUUCAACCUCCAGACCCCUCCUUCGCCGAUGUAGCACGAGGUGGCAUAUAUAUGCUGACUUCAGUAGUAUAAGUAGGCCUCUACUAUAAAUCUCCAAGCUCGCCGUAUGCUCCUCCUAGCCCAACAUCAUUCACUAUAGCGCUGUCAGCACACCCCGUC
Molecule: messenger RNA, 1396 nt
Organism: Chaetomium fimeti
Lineage: Eukaryota; Fungi; Ascomycota; Sordariomycetes; Sordariales; Chaetomiaceae
Exons: 1
Coding region: 1-1128 (375 amino acids)
Source: RefSeq, a predicted model, not a curated record